Messenger RNA from Exophiala mesophila, 2493 nucleotides. RefSeq lists its product as uncharacterized. Gene Ontology annotation, cellular component: endoplasmic reticulum; membrane. Lineage: Eukaryota; Fungi; Ascomycota; Eurotiomycetes; Chaetothyriales; Herpotrichiellaceae. The transcript has a single exon. Gene Ontology annotation, biological process: long-chain fatty acid metabolic process. Gene Ontology annotation, molecular function: long-chain fatty acid-CoA ligase activity. The coding region runs from base 299 to 2437 and encodes 712 amino acids. The record is from RefSeq and is a predicted model, not a curated record.
CUGCCUACGCUGCCAUCAUCGUCACGCGCACUGCGUAAAAGAAUUUCCAAGACCAUCAACAUGUGUCUCUUCCGUCGCUCCUUCUACUUCUGCUCCUGCCACUUCUCCAUCCCCCAUUAUCUCCGUCCACCCACGCUCCUUCCCCAGAUUCAUUGAGAUCCUUCCUUCAUCCUCAGGAUUUUGACUUGAUCCCCUCCUCCCCGCAUUCCUUCAAUCCAUCUCGCUACCGUGUUGCUACAUCAUACUUCCAUCCUCCCACCAUCCUCCCACCAUCCUCAUCACCAUCCUCAUCACCACCAUGCCCUCUCUUCUCUCUUCUAAACCUGCCUUCCAGCAAAAGGCGGAUGAGUACUACGAGCCUCCUCCUGCUGGCAAACCCUACUCCAUUGCCAUCCCAGGCUCCGAACAACCAGGUCGAUCACCCAUUUACCGUCACCACAAGAACAAGGAUGGCCUCUUACAAACCCUCGACCCAGCUGUUCAGACUGCCCAUGACAUUUUCGAGUCCUCGGCUCAAAGAUACCCCCAUUCUCCUUGUCUAGGCUACCGGCCGUACGACUCGGCCAAGCGCGCUUAUGGCAGCUACGAGUGGCUCGACUAUGAAACCGUUCAAAAGAGAAGAGCAGAUUUUGGUGCAGGCCUUGUUGAAAUCCACACCCGCCAGGGCAUCACUGGUUCAGGAUAUGGCGUUGGCUUAUGGUGUCAGAACCGACCCGAAUGGCAGUUGACCGACCUGGCUUGCAUGUCCCAGUCUCUAUACACCGUUUCCUUGUACGAUACACUCGGCCCCGACACCUCAGAGUACAUCAUCUCUCACGCCCAACUCGCCUCCGUUGUCACCUCUAUCAAUCAUGUCCCCACUCUUCUCAGUCUGAAGCCGCGCCUGCCUAACCUCAAGAUGAUCGUCGUCAUCGAUCCUCUCGAGCCGACUAUCAAUGAAAAACCUGAAAAUUCCAAACAAGCUCUCUUGGACGGAAUUGCCAAAGACCUGGGCCUGUCCAUCUAUUCUCUUGAUGCUGUCGAGAAGUUGGGCGCGGCGUCUGGCAGACCUUGCAAUCCUCCUCGUCCUGAAGACCCCGUCACCAUCAAUUACACCUCGGGAACAACUGGUGCUCCCAAGGGUGUCCUUCUGACCCAUGCUAAUGCCGUUGCUGCCACCUCGGCAUCCCUGGCCAUCUCUCGAACGGACAACAAGGGCGCCGCCAUCAGCUACCUCCCUCUAGCGCACAUCUACGGGAGGCUCCUAGAGCACAGUGCUUUGUGGGCCGGUGCACGUAUCGGAUACUUCCACGGCAAUCCUCUCGAACUGGUCGAUGAUCUGAAACUCAUCCGCCCCACUGUUUUUGCAUCCGUCCCUCGACUCUGGAAUCGCUUUGGAGGUGCCAUCAAAGCACAAACCAUCGAGCAGCCAGGUGCCAAAGGCGCGCUGAGUCGGCAUGUCGUCAAGACCAAGCUGGCAAACGCCAACCCUAACAACCCCAAUCCAACGCAGUUCCAUGCCUUGUGGGACCGUGUCUGGGGUCGCAAGGUCUCUGCGGCACUGGGCCUGGAACGUGCUAGGACUAUGGUGUCAGGCGCCGCUCCGCUCGAUCCCUCGUUGCAGGCCUUCCUCCGAAUCGCCUUUUCGACUCGCAUCCUUCAAGGCUAUGGUCUCACUGAAUCGUACGCAGUUGCACUUGCCCAGCCAGCUAACGAUUUUACCCUCGGGAAUUGUGGCGGAGUAGUGGCUUCCCAGGAGGCUUGUCUGCUCAGUGUUCCUGACAUGGACUACACUAUCGAUGACAAACCAUACCCACGAGGUGAAUUGCUGCUGCGGGGAAAUGCCACCUUCAAGGGCUAUUAUAAGAACGAAGAAGAAACCGCCAUGGCAUUCACGGAAGACGGUUGGUUCAAGACGGGUGAUAUCUGUAGCGUGGACGAACUUGGCCGAUUCACCAUCAUUGAUCGACGAAAGAAUGUACUGAAACUCGCCCAGGGAGAGUAUCUCUCUCCAGAGCGUAUCGAGGGGGUUUAUCUCUCCUCGCUCAGCUACCUGGCCCAGGCGUUUGUCCACGGUGACAGUGUCCAGACAUUCCUAGUUGCCAUCUUUGGCGUUCAGCCCGACACCUUUGCCGUCUUUGCAUCUCGGAUUCUGGGCCGUGAAAUCUCACCUACGGAUCUCUCGGCCAUUAAACAAGCUGCGGAUGACCCCAAGAUCAAAGCUGCCGUCCUCAAGGACUUGGACAAGGCCGGCCGCAAAAAGAAGUUUGCUGGCUAUGAACGUGUCAGGAACAUCAAGUUGGAGUUGGACCCUUUCACUAUUGACAACGACCUCCUGACCCCGACCCUCAAGUUGAAGAGACCUGUGGCGGCUAAAAGAUACCGUGACAUCUUGGAUCAACUCUAUGCCGAGGCACUGGCAGAGGAAGAACGCACUGGUGGAAAAGCAAAAUUGUGAUUCAACAACGCCCGAUAUAGAAAUGUGUUAUAUAAAAUGCAAUACACCUCUUUGAA